Diceros bicornis minor is the source of this 717-nucleotide messenger RNA. RefSeq names its product RNA polymerase I subunit H (gene POLR1H). Gene Ontology annotation, biological process: DNA-templated transcription; termination of RNA polymerase I transcription. Gene Ontology annotation, molecular function: nucleic acid binding; zinc ion binding; DNA-directed RNA polymerase activity. The record is from RefSeq and is a predicted model, not a curated record. Lineage: Eukaryota; Metazoa; Chordata; Mammalia; Perissodactyla; Rhinocerotidae. Gene Ontology annotation, cellular component: RNA polymerase I complex. The transcript is spliced from 4 exons. The coding region runs from base 31 to 510 and encodes 159 amino acids.
GCAUGCGUGGGAGGAGGGCUCCGGUUAUGUAUGCUUAGCUCCAGGGACAGAAUAGAAAUGACCCCUGAGUGGGGAGGGAGCUACUCGCUUGUUAAUCAACUUCUUAUUCCCUUCUCAGCCCUCGACAGCCUGUCCGUCAUGGACCUCGCCGGCACCUCCUCCAGCUUUCAGUCGGACCUGGAUUUCUGUCCGGAUUGCGGCUCGGUCCUGCCUCUGCCCGGGGCUCAGGAUACGGUCACUUGUACUCGCUGUGGCUUCUCCAUCAACGUGCGAGACUUCGAAGGGAAAGUUGUGAAGACCUCAUUUGUGUUCCACAAACUGGGGACAGCCAUGCCUAUGUCGAUGGAGGAAGGACCUGAGUUCCAGGGACCCGUGGUUGACAGGCGCUGCUCUCGAUGUGGUCACGAGGGAAUGGCAUACCACACCAGACAGAUGCGCUCAGCUGAUGAAGGGCAGACUGUCUUCUACACCUGUACCAACUGCAAGUUUCAGGAGAAGGAAGACUCUUGAUUUUUUUUUUCUGGACGACUCAACAAUCCCUUCCUCUCUUCUUCCUUGGAAGGUGAAGGAUAUUGGGUUCUCAGAUCCUUUGUCCAUCCCCUGUUUGCAGUGUUUUGCUCCCAGAGGAGAAGAUCAUCAUAUGGGGAUUACCAUUGUCUCCAGAGUACUCCUACCUUUAGUUGAGUUUCCUUAUUAAAGUUAUAUUUUUAUAUAAGA